AUGUUGUCACUCCUACACGAUGAGACUACACUAGAGACUCUUUACAUUCCAAUAGACUCAAAAAGGACGUGCUUCACAAAACUUUGGUAUUCCACAAUUCUGGACUUCUCUGACUCACAAUUUCUUUCGUCUUCUGCCGCACUCCUCUGCCGAUCGAAUGCUUCUGUAACGAGAACAACUUCUUUGCUGUUUCAAACCCCUGUUUCUUCGGUUUUUGUUCGUGGAUUCGCUGGAGAAAAGAAGAAAGGAAAGAAGCAGGCAGCAGCACCUGCUCAGGAGACUGUAAAGAGCGAUAGUUUGAUUCCUAUAAAUAUUUAUGUUGAUGGAAAGGAUCCCGAAGUGUUACCCGAUGAUCAGUAUCCCGAGUGGUUAUGGCAUAUGCUUGACCCUAAAGUGACUCCUGAUGAAUGGGAAACGCGUAACUAUGAGGGAAUCACCGAAAAAGAUAUGCAAGCGUACUGGAAGCGUUUUGUAUUUAUUGUAGGGUGA
This is a messenger RNA of Blastocystis hominis, 489 nucleotides long. RefSeq lists its product as hypothetical. The record is from RefSeq and is a predicted model, not a curated record. Bases 1 to 489 code for a protein of 162 amino acids. NCBI's taxonomy places the organism in Eukaryota, Bigyra, Opalinata, Blastocystidae. The transcript has 4 exons. Gene Ontology annotation, cellular component: mitochondrial large ribosomal subunit. Gene Ontology annotation, molecular function: structural constituent of ribosome.